This is a messenger RNA of Larimichthys crocea (large yellow croaker), 2455 nucleotides long. RefSeq names its product leucine zipper and CTNNBIP1 domain containing (gene lzic). Lineage: Eukaryota; Metazoa; Chordata; Actinopteri; Sciaenidae. The record is from RefSeq and is a predicted model, not a curated record. The transcript is spliced from 7 exons. The coding region runs from base 223 to 792 and encodes 189 amino acids. Gene Ontology annotation, molecular function: beta-catenin binding.
UGCGUUCACGGUCACAAAUCAGCCAGAAAGCAUAAAAACGCCUCGACAAACAAACAACAGCUGAAUGUUUUGUUUUUCAAAGUAGAUAUUUAUAAUCCGGCGAUUCAGUUCAUUUUAAUGCGCAGUCGUUUGGCUGGUGCGACUAUUUAACCCAACUUAUCGGACGAACAGGUGAUUUUACAACUGUUUACAAACGGCUGGAAAUACGUUUUUUAUCUAAAGAUGGCAUCUCGUGGCAAAUCAGAAACUGGAAAAUUGAGGCAAAACAUGGAAGAGCAGCUCGACAGACUGAUGCAGCAGCUUCAGGACCUGGAGGAAUGCAGAGAGGAGCUGGACGAGGAAGAGUAUGAGGAGACAAAAAAGGAAACGCUGGAGCAGCUGAGUGAAUUCAACGACUCCCUGAAGAAGAUCAUGACCGGAGACAUGACCCUUGUGGAUGAACUCAGUGGCAUGCAGCUGGCGAUCCAGGCUGCCAUCAGCCAAGCGUUCAAAACCCCAGAGGUGAUCCGACUUUUUGCAAAGAAGCAGCCAGGACAGCUGAGAACCAGACUAGCAGAGAUGGAUCGAGAUGUCAUGGUGGGGAAACUGUCGCGGGACGUGUACACGCAGCAGAAAAUGGAAAUCCUCACAGCCUUGAGAAAACUUGGAGAGAAGCUCACUGCAGAGGAUGAGACUUUUCUCACUGAAAAUGCGACUGCCACUCUGAGCCAGUUUGAAAAAGUAACUGCAAACUCAGGCUCUGAAGACAAAAUUCUGGCUUUAGCUAGCUCUGGUGUUCACACCAAGGCAUAGUGAAUCUACAAAAUGUAAAUGUUCACUCCCUUUAUCAAGAAAGAAACGUGCCAAUCAAUUUGUAAAUAAUCAGUGCAUCUAUGUGUUACUGUAGAUGCUAGAACUUUUUAACAGUGUUGUUUUAUAUCCCACAACUUUUGUAAAUGUCUUUUUAUUUGUUCAGGUAGGUGUAAAAUUGUAUUAUAGGUACGAGCAUGUGAUUUGUUAAAUAUGACAUGAAUAUUUAGGACAGUCGAGGCAGUUCAAGAGAAACACUCUGUUGUGAUUUGUGCUGCAUUUCUUAUUGGAUUACUGUGUGUAUCUGUGUUAAUAUUCAACAUUGUUUUUAAAUUGUUUCCUGUACGAGUGCUGCAAAUACUCAAGAUGUAACUUUAUUUGAAUUAAACUGUCAACAGUGAGAUGGACAUAACAAAAUAACUUACACUACUAAGACAAGCGGUUGUCCCUCCAUUUGUAUGCGGUAUGCAUACAUAUUAUGCUGUAUACGUAUCUUACAAUCACCUCGUAGAAACGUGGCAGAGUAAAAUAAUACUCAAAAUAUAUUCUUUAUUAGCCUCCCAGAGCUCAUAUUCAUAAGCCGAUUUGGAAACUGUACGUAUCCAGCGCAAAUCUAGUAUUAAGAUUCACAACGAGGUGAACUGAGCACCAGUCUGGACUGAAAAAAUGUGACCAGUUGCCCAUUUUUACAGAUUUCCCAGCAAUGUGAUUAGAAAUCCACAGGGAGGAUCAGAUGCCAUCUGUUAAACAUUGUGGAGGGUCUUGUGAUGGUUUCCGCAGCCGUCUCAUGAGAGUGAUUCAGUUUGAUUAAUAGUCUGCACGGACGUUUAGCAGCCAAAUAACAUGAGGUCACUUUACAGUGAACAUCCUCAUGCUGUAAAAUGAUGAAGGCCUCAGAGCUACGAAAACACCUGAAUUGAAUCACCAGACAGUGAUUGAGCUGCUUUAAUGAAAAUACUGGAAGGCUGAAUAUGAAGUGUAAUUUCACCUGCUUUACCUCUGAAAGAACAAGAGGAUCAUCUUGAAAAUAGAAAAAGAAUUAAAGUAUGGUCAGCAGACAUUUCAUUAUAAUUAUUGUGGAUUAAACUGUGUUAGAUUCUGGAUAUUUAUACAUCAUUUUGACUAGUUGGUCCACUCCCUAUAUAAUCAUCAAUUAUCAAACAUUUCAUACUCCUUCAGCUGACAACUGCGGUUAUAAAUUUGCAGUAAUGAAGUUGCAUUUUCAAGUUGUCAUGAUGUUUACAGGAUUAAUCAUUUAUAUUCAACUUUUGAUGUGAGUAAAAAAAAAAGAAAAUCAGUGUGUUUGUUUCAUUUAUUCAUUUGAUUUGUGAAAUUAUGACAUUGUCUGUUUGCACCACCAGAUGGCAACAAGGCUCAAGAUUUCAGCGCUCGGGGAGUGAGCCUCGUACCUCGGUUACUGAUAAACCUACACAGUAUGAGUGACGACGGAAUAAAAACAAGAGCAGGCAGAAGUUAUACCCCAUCCCAUCAUCCUUUAUUUUGUUUAUGAGCAAGCAUCAACUUCACUACAGUUUGCCCUUCAGCUGGUAGAAAAGUGAGAGCAGCUCCAACAAGCACAAAGGAAGCAUUUAACCGUUCUGAAAACACUGUCACCUUCCACUUUGAGCAAAUUUUUCAAAGAAAAGAAAAAACAAACCAAAAAAAA